AUGGCCCUUUGGGCAGGCAUACGGGCUGCUCUCCUUGGACUGGCCCUCCUGCUGUUUCUCUGUCCAUCACCAGGCUGUUGCCAAGUCGACAGGCCCCGCCUCCAGUUCACCCAGCAGCUUUAUCAUGCGUCGGUUUACGAGAACUCGGCGGCUCGCACCUACGCGAUGAGCCAGGUACGCAUGGGUGUGGCUCUGCAGCAGCGAUCCUGGGAGGUACGAUACCGGAUCACAGCGGGGGACGAGGAAGGCUUCUUCAAAGCCGAGGAAUACUUGUUAGGAGAUUUCUGUUUCCUCCGGAUACGCACAAAAGGGGGCAAUGCUGCCAUCUUGAACCGGGAGAUUCAGGAUAACUAUGUGCUGACAGUGAAAGCCUCAGUUAAAGGUGACAGCCUGGAGGCAUGGACUAAAGUUAGCGUUCAGGUGCUGGACAUGAAUGACCUUCGACCUCUUUUCUCCCCAACCACUUACUCCGUCACCAUCCCAGAGAGCACACCUUUGCGCACCAGCAUCGCUCAGGUCACAGCCACAGAUGCAGACAUUGGAUCUAAUGGAGAGUUCUACUAUUUUUUCAAAGAGCGGGUGGAGUUGUUUGCGGUGCACCCCACCAGCGGAAUUGUCUCGCUCAGUGGAAAACUUGAUGUCGAUGUACAGAGCCGCUACGACCUGGAGAUCCAGGCUGUCGAUCGCGGGAUGAAGCUAUAUGGAAACAACGGAGUGAGCAGCACAGCUAAACUGUUUGUGCACGUAGAGCGCAGAAAUGAGCAUGCACCCGUCCUAACUGUAGUUACACUUACACCUGUUUGGUCGGAGAAAACGCCCGUGGUAACUGUGAUUACAGUGGAGGACUUGGAUGAAGGGGCGAACGGAGAGAUUGAGGGGGUGAGCAUCGUAGCUGGGGACCCUCUGGAGCUGUUUAGUGUAGAACGGACAGAAGGAGAGAGCGAGGGAGAGGUGGACGGAGGUAGAGAAAGGGGGAGUGAGUUUGUCCUCCGUGCACCUGAGCAGCUCGAUUGGGACAGCUACCCUUACGGCCUGAACCUCAGCUUGCAGGCGCGGGACUCCGGAACGCCUCAGAAAUUCUCGGCCGUGCACGUGGUGCACUUGCGGUUGCAGAGACCGUCCCCCUUGGAGGUGCGCUUCCAGAAAGAGGACUACGAGGUCACGCUGAGUGAGGUGGCUCCGCCCGGCACCAUAGUGGAAGCCGUAAAGCUCCAGCCUGAGCCGGACGAUGCAGAGUACGUUCUCACCCCGUCUGCUGACUCAGCCUUUUUUAGUAUUAACACACUAACUGGAGUGAUCAGUACAGCCCGCUGGCUUACCCAGGUCAACCAGGAGGUGUUUGAACUGGAAGUAGUAGAGGUGGACAGCGAGCUCAGGGUCAAAGUUCGAGUGGUCCUCGAAGACGGCAACGACAACGCGCCCACGUUUGCGCAACAGUCGUACGAAGUGUUUGUCAACGAGAGCGUCGCCGUGGGGACCACUGUCGUCGUGGUCGCGGCGUCGGACGCAGACCAUGGGGAGAAUGGUUACAUCACCUACAGCAUGGCGAGCCUGACCUCGCUCCCCUUCACGGUGCAUCAGUUCAGUGGGGUGAUCACUACCACACAAGAACUGGACUUUGAAUCCUCCCCUGAAAGCUUUACCUUUGUCGUUCGUGGCUCUGACUGGGGCUCCCCUUACAGACGUGAGAGUGAGGUUAACGUCACUGUACACCUGGAGAACGUUAAUGACAACCAGCCUCUGUUUGAGAAAGUAGAUUGCGUGGGGGUGGUCUCCCGUGACCUGCCAGUCGGUGAGGUCAUCACCACGAUGUCUGCUAUCGACAUUGACGAGCUGGAACUGGUUAAAUACAAAAUCCUCUCGGGAAAUGAACGGGGCUUCUUUGAGCUGAACCCAGAUUCUGGGGUCAUGACCUUACGCCGAUCUCUCACCACAGCAACCCCCAAAAACGGAGCAUUCAGCUUGAAAAUCACUGCCACAGAUGGGGAGAAUUUCUCAGAUCCCAUGUUUGUGAACAUUUCUGUGGUACAGGGGAAAUCCCCCCCCAAGACCUUCAGCUGCAAGGAGACGCAUGUUGCCCAAAGACUGGCAGAGAAACUUCUCAAGAAAGCCAAAGCCAACAGCAAACCCAAAACAGAGGAAGGUUUCAUCGAUCUGUUCUCUGUCAACCGACAGACGCCACAGUUUGACAAGUCCUUCCCUACGGAUAUAACGGUCGGAGAAGAUCUAGAGGUUGGCACAAGCAUCUUUCAGGUCAAAGCCUAUGAUGGUGACACUGGGUUUAAUGGGCAAAUCCUGUUCACCAUUGCUGAUGGCAAUUCAGAUAGCUGCUUCACCAUUGGUACGUUAAGCGGCGUGAUCAGUGUUUUCCUCCCAUUGGACCGAGAGCGGACAGAUCGGUACCUUCUUAACGUCACGCUGUAUGACCUGGGUCAACCGCAGAGAUCGGCGUGGCGUCUUCUCACGGUGUACGUAGAGGAUGCGAAUGACAACGCACCAGUCUUUCUGCAAGAAGGCGGUUACCAAGCUCGCAUACCCGAAAACACGCCCGUGGGCACAGAGGUGAUCCAGGUGGAGGCGACAGACAAAGACCAGGGUUCUAACGGAGAGAUCCAGUAUUCUUUACUCACCAGCACAGCUCAGUUUGGCAUCAACAGCUCCAACGGAAUCGUGUACGUGGCGGGUCAGCUGGACCGUGAAUACAUACCAUCGUUUGCUCUGAAAGUGGAAGCGCGUGACCGGGCCGAGAGGGCCGCCCAGCGGUUCUCCAUGACGACCCUUCGGAUUACCCUGGACGACGUCAACGACUGUCCGCCAGCGUUCAUCCCCAGUGUUGUAAGUGCCAGGGCGUUGGAGGACUUACCGGUGGGCACAGUUGUUGCGUGGCUGGACACACAGGAUCCCGACCUGGGCCUCGGUGGCCAGGUGCGGUAUUCGCUCGCCAGCGAUUACGACGGCCGCUUUGAGGUAGACAAAGCCAGCGGGGCCAUUCGGCUGACCCGGGAACUGGACUACGAGACGCAGCAGUUCUAUAACUUGACCGUGCGUGCGAAAGACAAGGGCCGUCCGGUCUCCCUCCUCUCUGUCAGUUUCGUGGAGCUGGAGAUAGUCGACGUGAACGAAAACCUCUACGCUCCUUAUUUUUCGGACUUCGCCCUGAGCGGAUCGGUUAAGGAGAGCGCUCGGAUCGGUACCUCUGUCCUGCAAGUUUCAGCCCGUGAUGACGACGCGGGCAGGGAUGGAGAGGUGCAGUACUCCAUUCGAGAUGGUAGUGGCCUUGGACGAUUCACCAUAGAUGAGGAAACAGGGGUGAUCUACACCACGGAUUUGCUAGACCGCGAAACACAGGAUUCCUAUUGGCUGACAGUAUAUGCCACUGACUUGGGGGUUGUCCCUCAGUCUGCAGCUCUACAGGUCUACAUACAGGUGGAAGACGUAAAUGACAAUGCCCCUUUGACCUCUGAACCCAUGUACCAUGCCUCUGUGCCUGAGAACUCCCCCAAAGAUGUGUCCGUCAUCCAGAUCCAAGCUCAGGACCCUGACAGUAUGACCACAGAGCCCCGCCUCUCGUUCCGCAUUGCCAGCGGCAACCCUCAGAACUUCUUCAGUAUCAAUCCACGCACAGGGCUCAUCACUACGACCUCUAGGAAGUUGGAUCGGGAGCAGCAGUCAGAACAUGUUCUGGAGGUGACAGUAUCAGAUGGCAGCUCCACACCCAGACAAACUACAGUAUGGGUGGUGAUUCAGGUCCAGGAUGUGAACGAUAACAAGCCUACGUUCCCGGAGAAGGUUUACCAGGUCAGGUUACCCGAACGCGGUCGUAAGCAACGCGGCGGUCCCAUUUACCGCGUGUUCGCUUACGACAGAGACCAGGGAGCCAACGCCGAUCUCACCUACAGCAUCGUCGACGGUAACGAGGACGGCAAGUUCUACAUCGAUCCCAAAACCGGUGUCGUCUCCUCUCCCAAAAAACAGUUUACCGCCGGCACUUAUGACAUUCUGACCGUGAAGGCUACGGACAACGGGCGGCCUCAGAGGUGGACGACGGCUCGCUUGCACAUCGAGUGGAUCCGCCGGCCUCCGCCCAAUCCGGUUCCUCUGAUGUUUGACGAACAGCUGUAUAACUUCACCGUCAUGGAAACGGACAGAGUGGCAGACAUAGUGGGUGUGGUCUCAGCCCAGCAGCAGAGUUCCAUCCCACUGUGGUUUGACAUCAUAGACGGUGACUCUGAGAGCGUUUUUGAUGUGGACAAGGGUGUUGGCACGAUCAUCAUCGCCAAACCGCUGGAUGCCGAGCAAAGGUCAUUCUACAACCUCACCCUGGAGGUCACAGAUGGAACCAACGUCGCUCACACUCAGGUGCAUAUCACAGUUCUGGAUAACAAUGACAAUGACCCAGUCUUCUCCCAGCCCACGUAUGACAUCACAAUCGCAGAGGACACGCCCCCUGACACGGAAGUGGUGCAGGUGUUGGCGUCGGACCGAGACGAGCGUCACCGUUUAACCUUUAGCCUCCAGAGUAGCGUUGACCCCAGCAGCUUACGCCUGUUCCGCAUCGACCCAAACACGGGCACGGUCUACACAGCCAGAAGACUUGACCAUGAGAGCCGGAGUCAACACAUUCUCACAGUCAUGGUAAAAGAUCAGGAGUUCCCGUAUAGGCGGAGUCUUGCUCGCGUCCUGGUCGGCGUAGAGGAUGUCAAUGACCACGCCCCCAUCUUCACCAUGGUGAUGUAUGAAGGGCAGGUGUAUGAGUCGGCUGCUCUGGGAUCAGCGGUGCUCACUGUAACAGCACUAGACAAAGACAAGGGACAGAAUGCUCAAAUCAGCUAUAGUGUCGACUCAGGCAAUACAGGGAGCACGUUCCGGAUUGAUCCAGUUUUGGGCAUUAUCUCAGUGGCACGGGAGUUGGACCUGUCCACCAUUGGUCACUAUGUUCUGACGGUUAAAGCGAUGGAUAACGGCUCACCCCCCCUCUCCUCCACUGCUGUAGUGCGUAUUGCCGUCACGCUGUCUGACAACGCUGGCCCAAAGUUCCCCCAAACCGAGUACCAGGGCGAGAUCGCCGAGGGCGUUGCCGUAGGUACCUCCGUGACCACGGUGAAUGCCCUGAGUCUGUCCACGCUCACCUAUGACAUUCGUCACGGCAACGGGGACAGAUCCUUCCGCGUCAAUCAGUACAGUGGCGUCAUCACAACACAAAGAACCCUGGACUAUGAGACGGUCUCCUCAUACACUCUCAUUGUCACUGCUACCAACAUGGCCGGACAGGCCUCCAACGCCACAGUGACUGUAAUUGUGCUUGACCAGAAUGACAACUCUCCGGUGUUUCAGCAGUUGCAAUACCAUGGUAGCAUUAGUGAGGGAGCAGGGCUGAACAGCGUGGUCCAGAGCGAGAACGGUCAACCUCUGGUCAUUCGAGCAACAGAUGCCGACCGCAACCACAAUGCAUUGCUGGUAUAUCAGAUCCAGGAGGAAGCAGCCCGGCGGUUCUUUACGGUAGAUGCUGGAACUGGAUCAAUUAGAACCAUAGCUCAACUUGACCACGAGACAACGCCCACGUUCCGGUUCCACGUCAGCGUGCGGGACAGUGGGCGUCCGCAGCUUUCAGCUGAGAGGCCUGCAGAGGUCACAGUACAGGUGCAAGAUGUUAACGACUGUCCACCACGCUUUUCCCAAGAUAGCUAUGAGGCAGUGCUCCUCCUACCCACAUAUGAGGGUGUGGAGGCUUUGCAGGUCUCCGCCUCCGACCCUGAUGGCGAUGGCCGAUCAGAAUUGACGUAUUCUUUGCCGGAUGGCAGCCUGGAACACUUUAGUGUGGAAGCAAGCAGUGGUCUGCUGACCGUAAGAAACAGCAGUUUCAGUAAGGAGCGUUUCCGCUUUAACGUUCGCGUUUCCGAUGGACGCUUUUCCAGCACAGCUCUAGUGACGGUGUUGGUGAGAGAGGCUCUGGACAGCGGCCUAGCCUUUACACACAGCGUCUACAAUGCCAACAUCCAGGAGAACAACGCUAACAUAACGACGGUCGCUGUGGUCACGGCACUAGGCAACCGUUUGAAUGAGCCGCUGCGCUACACACUACUGAAUGCAGGUGGGAAGUUUCGUAUCAGGCCCACAUCUGGAGCCAUCGAGACGGUUGGAGUGCCGUUAGACCGAGAGGAACGAGAGGAAUAUGGACUGCUCGUUCAGGCAGGUCGUGAAGAAGAUCGGCUUCGUGUAGCCCGUGCCCUGGUACGUGUACAUGUCACGGAUGUUAACGACAAUGCUCCCAUGUUUGUUGGGCUGCCGUACUACGCUGCCGUGCAAGUCGAGGCAGAGCCAGGAUCAGCCAUAUUCCGCGUGACGGCAGUGGAUCAGGACAAAGGACCAAACGGAGAGGUCAGUUACUUCCUGCAGGACGAGCUGGGACACUUCGAGAUGGACCGUGCGAGCGGGGAACUGCGCCUGCGUCGAGCUUUUGAGGUGGACCUGUCCAGCGUCGAGUACCAAGUGCUGGUGUUUGCCCGAGACGGAGGAACGCCGCCCCUCUCCGCCUCGAUCACCUUCCCGGUUACCGUGGUGAACCGAGCCAUGCCAGUGUUCGAUCGGCCGUUCUACACGGUGAGGGUGACCGAGGACGUGUCGGUGCAGACGCCGAUUUUGGGCAUCAAUGCCAGCAGCCCUGAAGGCCAGAGCGUACUGUACACCAUCACGCACGGAGACCCUGACACGCUGUUUUCCAUCGGCUUUGACACCGGGGUCAUUAGUGUCAUCGCCCCGCUUGACCAUGAGAUCAGUCCUGCCCACAGACUCAUUAUCAGGGCCACAGACUGUCUGACAGGUGCUCGUGCAGAGGUGGACGUGGAAGUGAUAGUUGUAGACGUGAAUGACAACGCUCCGGUGUUUGAGCAGCCGGUGUACCGCGCCGUAAUCUCAGAGUCAGCCAUGAUCGGCACAGCCGCUCUGCAGGUUCAAGCCACGGACAAAGACUCUGAAAAGAACGCCGUGGUUCGGUACCAGAUCAUCUCUGACAGGAAUAAUAGCACAGAUCACUUCCACAUUGACAGCAGCAGUGGCCUAAUUCUGACAGCACGUUCACUCGAUCAUGAAACUCAACAACGGUACGUCUUUGUUGUCAAGGCGACUGACAAUGGGUUCCCGCCACUGAGCAGUGAGGUGUGGGUGACGGUAGAAGUGACUGACACCAAUGACAACGCUCCAGUUUUUAACCAACUCUUGUAUGAAGCCUCAGUUAGCGAACUCGCCCCUAAGGGUCAUUUUGUCACUUGUGUACAGGCAUCAGAUGCUGACAAGUCAGAUGCGGAAAGGCUUCGAUACGGUCUGGUGUCUGGUAACGAGCGUAUGCUGUUUCAGCUGGAUGCAAAUUCCGGUGUGCUCAGUCUGAGCGGACAAAGGCGCGUUCAGCGUAUGCCUUCCACAGUCAGCUUGAAUGUGAGCGUGUCCGACGGAGUUUUCACCAGCACGGCUCAGAUACACGUUCGGGUGGAGCGAGCCAACCUCCAUUCCCCCCAGUUCACCCAGAGCAUGUAUGAGGCAGAGGUGAGGGAAAACGCAGCUCCCGGGGCAAAGAUUGUCACUGUCAGGGCCCAGGAUGCCGACCCAGCGGAGUUUGGAGAGGUCAAAUACACGCUGCUUUCAGAUGCAGCGAGAGAUUUGUUCAGUAUAGACAACAGUGGUCAGAUAUCGACUUUGGAACGGUUGAACCGAGAGGACCGGAGUGAGAUCAUCCUGAGCGUAGUGGCACAGGACAGCGGCGGCAGGGUAGGUUACUGCAACGUUCGGGUCACUGUGCUGGACGAGAAUGAUAACGGCCCACUCUUUCAGGCCUCCGAGUACCGUGCUAGCGUCCGGGCAGAAGUCGAGCCAGGUGCUCUUGUGACACAGGUGCAGGCGUUGGACGCUGAUCAGGGGGCUAACGGCCAAGUCAGCUACAGCCUGUACAGCGAAGCCAGCCCUCAGGUCACAGAGCUGUUGGACAUUGACCCUGACAGCGGCUGGGUUGUCACCAAAGGCGUUUUCGGCUCCCUGAGGGGAUCGGUGCUGUCGUUCUUUGUGAAGGCCUUGGACGGCGGAGCACCAGUCAGGCACUCUCUCGUGUCUGUUUACAUCCACGUUCUCUCCGCUGACGCCCAUCUGCCAGUCUUCAGCCAACCACAGUUCUCCUUCACCGUGCCAGAGGACACGCCCAUUGGUGGUAUGCUAGGUGCAGUACACUUGCAGUCUUUGCCUGGCCGCGCACCCCUGCCGGUGACUUUCUCAACUGUGACUGGUCAGACGCCGGAGAGUAACAGUGAGGGCGUGUUUGUGGUGGAUAGAGAGAGUGGUAUGAUAAAAGUAGACAAGCAGCUUGAUCGGGAACAGACUCAGGCUUUCCAUUUUAAGGUUGCUGUAACUCUGCAGCAAGGUCGAAUCGACGCAGUCAACAGUGUUGACGUGGAGGUCAAAGUCCUGGAUGUCAAUGAUAACAAGCCGACAUUUGAGUCAGAAGUCUAUGAGGCCUCUGUUAGUGAGGGCCUUCCUCCUGGCACCAGGGUCUUGCAGGUGAGAGCACAGGAUCCUGAUUGGGCAGCCAAUGGUCAGGUGACCUACAGUUUAACUCCACCGGGAUUGCCUGGUUCUGUUGGUGAGGAUCCUGAAAAGGGAGGAGCUUUUUUCAUGAUUGACAGUAACUCCGGUUGGAUCUCAACUUUGAAGGAGCUGGACCAUGAGCACCGCCCUGCUCACAUUCUAACGGUGUGGGCGUUCGAUCUUGGCGACCCCAUCAGUCAGUCGUCUUCAACGACUGUCACCGUUGCUGUUGGUGACGCCAAUGACAAUGUCCCAGAGUUCCUGCAGGCUCGUUACUACGGCAGCGUGCGUGAGAGUGAUGCCCCUGGUGAAGUUGUAGCUGUGCUGAACACACGUGAUGACGACAGUUCUCCUAUCAACAGACAGGUCACCUACCACAUCACAGGUGGUAACCGAGGAGGGGUGUUUGCCCUGGGCUUAGUGCAGGGGGAGUGGAAGCUGUACGUUAAACGUCCGUUAGAUCGAGAGGAACAGGAGUUCUACCAAAUCAACAUCACGGCAACAGAUGGACUCUUCGUUUCCACAGCAACUGUGGAAGUGACAGUAACUGACACCAAUGACAACAGCCCAGUGUGUGAACAGGUGGUGUAUUCAGUGUCAGUCUCUGAGGAUGUUCCUCUUAAUAAGCUGAUUCUGAGAGUUAAAGCCACAGAUGCGGACGCAGGCUCCAAUGCUCAGAUACAGUACUCCCUGUCUGGUCCAGGAGCAGAGGACUUCUCCAUCCACCCUUACACAGGUGAGCUGAAGACGGCCGGAGCUUUAGACAGAGAAAAAGUGGAGCGGUACUCUCUGGUCGCCCAGGCGACAGACGGCGGUGGCCUUUACUGUCUCGCAGAGGUGUCAGUGACGCUGUUGGAUGUCAACGAUAACCCCCCUCAGUUCAGCACGCCGCACUAUACAGCCAGUGUUUAUGAGAACACAGCCACCAAAGCCCUGCUCACACGCCUGCAAGCCAUCGACCCUGAUCUCGGUGUGAGUCGCAAGGUGGUGUAUUCCCUGGUGGACUCAGCAGAUGGUUUCUUUUCCAUUGAUAAGUCCUCGGGGAUCCUUGUGUUGGAACGUUUGUUGGACCGUGAGGUUCAGUCCUCGUACCAAAUCACAGUAAGAGCUUCAGACCAGGGUGUACCAGUGCGCCUGUCUUCCCUUGUGAACGUCACCAUCACCGUUUUGGACAUUAACGAUAACCCGCCAGUGUUUGAGAGGCGAGAUUACCUGGCCACGCUGCCGGAGGACGUCGCCGUGGGAACAGAGGUGGUGCGCGUUUAUGCCGCUAGCAAAGACAUUGGAACCAAUGCGGACAUCUACUAUAGCAUCCGCUCAGGCAACCAGCAAGGCCAUUUUACCAUCCAUAUCAACACAGGUGCAAUCUCCGUGUCUCGACCUCUGGACUUCGAGUCCUGCAAAGACUACUUUUUAACCGUGGAGGCUAGAGAUGGUGGGACUCCACCCCUUAGUGCCGUUACCAUGGUGAACAUCAACCUGACAGAUGUGAAUGAUAAUGCGCCGAUGUUCAGUCGUGACACCUACAGCACUUCCAUCAGUGAGGAUGCUAAUAUAGGAGACACUGUUGUGAAGGUGAUGGCAGAGGAUGUGGACAGCCAGGUGAACGGUGAUAUCCUAUACUCCAUCAUCAGUGGUGAUCGUGAGAACCAGUUCUUCAUCGAGCCGGUCACUGGUCAAAUCAAAGUCAACAAACAUCUGGACCGAGAGACAAUGCCAGGUUACUCGUUGGCAGUCCGAGCGUUGGAUAGUGGCACUCCUGCCAUGUCCUCCACCGUGCUGGUCAACAUCGACAUCACCGACAUUAACGACAACCCUCCCACCUUCAUCCCAGCCAAUCUAACCGCUGUCAUACAGGAAAACAAGCCUGUGGGUACCAGCAUCCUCCAGCUGUCUGUCAUUGAUAAGGAUGCAGCCCAUAAUGGUCCACCAUUCCUCUACCACAUCAUUGCAGGAAAUGAGGGGGCGUGGUUUAAGUUGGACACAGAGGGUCUGUUGACUUCCAAUCGCAUGUUUCAAAGGACAGAGGGGACAGAGUAUGCAAUCCAAGUGCAGGCCCGUGAUUCCGGAAGGCCGUCUCUGUCGUCGACGGCGAUGGUGCUGGUGCGCGUGAUAGAGGAGAGCGUGCACAAACCCGUGGCGUCUCCGCUGCAGGUGCACAUCGUUACCAUGGAGGAUGAAUUCCCGGGCGGUGUUAUCGGUCAGAUCCACGCCACGGACCAGGACGUCUUUGAUAUCCUCACCUACGGACACACACAUCAACAAAACAGCCUUUUCAAGGUCAGUCCACGCGACGGCCGUAUCAUUGCUCUGAGUGGUUUGGAUGCUGGUCACUACACACUCAACGCGACGGUGACAGAUGGACGCUUUUCCGUGAACGUGCCCGUGACCGUUCACGUGGAACAGGCCUCGGUGGAGAUGCUGCGCGAUGCCGUGACUGUGCGGUUCGACCGUGUCACUCCGCAAGACUUCGUCACCCUCCACCUGCCAGCUGUGCGCCGUGUUCUGUCCGCCGUCAUGGCAACCCAGCGUCCAGAUGCUCUUCACAUACUCAGUGUUCAGCCCGUGGAGACCACAGGGCAGCUAGACCUGCUCGUUGCCGUGGAGACGGCGGAAGGAGGGUUCUACAAAGCCGCGUUUGUGACCCAGAAGCUAAGCUCGGCUCGUAGGCAACUGGAUCAGGUUCUAAGGGUCUCGGCGGUACUGGAUAAGAACUGUUCUGGGCUGGACUGCAGGGAGGCCCAGUGUGAACAGACCAUCACACUAGACUCUCACAGUCUGGUUACAUACAGCUCCACUAAGACCAGCUUUGUGUCUCCACGUUUUCACAGGGCUACACGCUGUGUGUGUACUGAUGGCAGCUGUGCAGCAGGCUCUGAGCUGUGUGAGGAGAUGUCGUGUCCUGGAGACAUGCAGUGUGUGGGCACAGACAGCAGCAAGGGGCCGUACGCAUGCCAGUGCCCACCUGGCAAACUGGGAGAGUGUGCAGGACACACGUCUCUGAGUUUCUCUGGGAACAGCUAUAUAAAGUACAGAGUGAGGGAUGGAGCGGAUAUGGCUGAAAUGAAACUGGGUCUCAGAAUCAGAACUCUGCAGAGCAAAGGAAUCAUCAUGUCCACACGCGCUGACCCCUGCACGAUACUGAAGAUAGAGGAAGGAAAACUAUGGUUCCAGUUAGACUGUGGAAACAGUCCUGGCAUCCUGGGCAUCUCCGGACGGGCAGUUAACGACGGCAACUGGCAUCAGGUCACCCUGGAACUGAGCGGGAAUUUCAGCAGCCUUUCUCUGGACGACAGCUACGUGGAACGGAGGAGGGCUCCGCCCAAAUUCCGGCCCCUGGGGGCCGAUUCGUCCAUCUAUUUCGGGGCCCAGGUAUCCCCGCCGGACUCCCGGAGCCUGAUGGAGCGUAAAGGUCCGCGGGUUACGAACGGGUUCCAGGGCUGUCUGGACUCCGUGGUUCUGAAUGAGAAUGAGCUGCCGCUGCAGAACAAGAGGAGCCCCUUUGCGGAGGUGGUGGGGUUGACGGAGCUGAAACUGGGCUGCGUGCUCUAUCCAGACGCCUGCACCACACAGCCUUGCCUCAAUGGAGCCACGUGCAUCAGCCUGCCCUCUGGAGGCUUCUCCUGUAGUUGCGGCGCUUUGUACACUGGGGGGCGCUGUGAGACUGAGAUUAGUGUGUGUAUGCCAAACCCCUGUCAGAACGCCGGAGUAUGUAAACCAAUUGGCAAUGCAUUCAUCUGCAGCUGCAAGAGAGGAUACACUGGAGUCACAUGCGAGGAGGACGUGAACGAAUGCGAACGAGAGCAGUGCGAAAACGGCGGGAUGUGUGUGAACACGUUCGGCUCGUUCUUCUGUAACUGCACGCCGGGCUUCGUGGGCCGCGUGUGCGCCGUUCGCCCCGUCCUGGUGCCGGACAUGCAGGCGGGCCACGCGUACGUGGGGAAGGAAGAGCUGAUCGGGAUCGCCGUCGUCCUCUUCCUCAUCCUCACCCUCAUCCUCCUCUUCAUCGCCUUCCGGAAGAAGGUCUUCCAAAAGAGCUAUUCUCGGAAUAACCUGUCUCUGGUUCAGGACCCGGCGACGGCGGCGCUGCUGCACAAAGCCAACGGCGGUCACUACCCGACCCUACGGUGCGCGGUGGGAGAGCCAAUCAGCCUCUACGCCGAGGGGGGCGUGUCCGCGCCCCCCCAGGUCCCCGUCAGACCCAUGGCCUACACGCCCUGUUUCCCUGGCGACACCCGCGGAUCCCUGGAGAAGAGAGGGGAGGGGCGAGGGGUGGAGCUGACCGAGAUGAGCACCUUUCACCCGGAGUCGCCACGGAUACUGAGCGGGACCACGCGAAGGGGGGUCGUGGUGUGUAGCGUCGCGCCCAACCUGCCACCCGUGUCGCCAUGCCGAUCUGACUGUGACUCGCUGCGCAAAAGCCCCUGGGAAAACGAGGAGGGGAAAGUGGACAUGUUGGAGGAAGUCACUUGUUUCUCUGGUAGCAACAAAGGCAGCAACUCCGAGGUCCAAUCACUGAGCUCCUUUCAGUCUGACUCCUGUGAUGAUAAUGCCUCCAUAGUGACGGUAAUUCGACUCGUCAAUGACGCAGUUGACACGAUCGAAAACGAAGUGUCUGUCAUGGAUCAAGGUCAGAGCUACAACAGAGCGUAUCACUGGGACACUUCUGAUUGGCUACCCAGCACACGGCUACCGGACAUCGAGGAGGUGCCCACCUAUGAGACGGGGGAGGUGGGCGUGGCCCUGGAGACGGAUUACUACCUGGGCGGAUUUGACAUUGACAGCGACUACCCGCCCCCUCAGGAGGAACAGUUUCUGUCCCAGGACCAAUUACCCCCGCCCCUCCCGACAGAGGAAUACGACACACUGCCCGCGAAUCGACCCGUUUCCACGGAGAGCACCCUGAGCGGCGGCCGCAGGUCCCGCCCACAGUUCCACCCCAGCCAAUACCUGCCCCCGCACCAGCUGCCGGCCGGCGCCGGGGGGGAGGAGUUUAGCACUUUCGCGGGCGGAGAAGAAGGGGAGACGCUAAGCAUGCGCCUGUCCGUCAACGCCUCGUCGGCCUCGGACGUCUCCGCCCCCUGCGGCUUCGAGGAUUCCGAGACGGGAGGAAGUCUGGACAGUCUAGAGGAUUCACACUCGCAACCACACACACAACAGACAGAAGUCUGA
Chanos chanos (milkfish) is the source of this 13740-nucleotide messenger RNA. RefSeq names its product FAT atypical cadherin 3a (gene fat3a). The transcript is spliced from 29 exons. Gene Ontology annotation, cellular component: plasma membrane. The record is from RefSeq and is a predicted model, not a curated record. NCBI's taxonomy places the organism in Eukaryota, Metazoa, Chordata, Actinopteri, Gonorynchiformes, Chanidae. Bases 1 to 13740 code for a protein of 4579 amino acids. Gene Ontology annotation, molecular function: calcium ion binding. Gene Ontology annotation, biological process: homophilic cell-cell adhesion.